GUUAGCCGGGAAGCUAACGGUUCAGUCCGGGUCAUUCUGCGCUGUCAGCUCCACUGUAUGACGCUACCGCUGCAAACAACACGCCUGCGCCGUUAAAUGACUCUCAUUCACCGAUUAUGUAGCACUUUACCGGCAAAUUCUCGGGUAAAUGUAUAUUUAUAGGCAUGGCAAACAUUUAAGCACUUAUAUAUUUUGAUUUCUAAGAGCAAAACGGGUCAUUCUCAAGGCCACGGAUGGAACCGGGGCGGCAGCGUGAGAACCCCCCCGGAUCCGGGGAGCCCGAGACGGGGGAGUGGAGAGAGGACAGCGCCGGGGUGGAGACUGGGGAGAGGGAAGACACCCUGAAAAACAGAAGCGGGGAUGGAGGAAACGAGGAAAUUACGGACAAAACCGAAAACACUGAAGUGGCGGAAAAGGAUAAGGCUGAGUUUGAUGAAGAUGAGGAGCAGUAUGAGGAAGAGCUGGACCCCAGAAUUCAGGAGGAGCUGGAACAUUUGAAUCAGGCUAGUGAUGAGAUCAACAGACUGGAACUACAGCUGGAUGAAGCGAGAUCCAGCUAUAGGAGGAUCCUUACCGACUCUGCACGCAAACUUAAUGCUCAGGGCUCCCAGCUGGGAGCCUGCAUUGAAAAAGCCAGACCUUACUACGAAGCCCGUAGACUUGCCAAAGAGGCUCAACAGGAGACCCAGAAGGCAGCGCUGAGGUACGAGAGGGCUGUCUCCAUGCACACAGCUGCCAGAGAGAUGGUUUAUGUGGCUGAGCAAGGUUUAUUGGCUGACAGGAACACAUUGGACCCUACCUGGCAAGAGAUGCUAAACCACGCCACAGCCAAGGUGAACGAGGCAGAAGAGGAGCGCUUGAGGAGCGAGAGGGAGCACCAGCGUGUCACUCAGCUCUGUCAGGAAGCAGAAGCGCGUGUGCAGACUUUGCAGAAGGCUCUUAAGAGGGUCAUUAUCAAGUCCAAGCCUUAUUUUGAACUCAAGGCUCAGUUCAACCACAUCUUAGAGGAGCACAAGUCCAAAGUCGUCCAGCUGGAGGAACGGGUGGCGAAGGUGAAGACCCGAUAUUCUGUCGCCCUCCGCAACCUUGAGCAAAUCAGCGAGCAGAUCCAUGCGCAAAGGGGGCGCAUUCGUGCCGCCAGGGAGCGCAACCGAGCCCGUGGUGGGCGGAGCUCUCCAGUGGGGGCGGAGUCUGAGGGGGUAAUCCAGGCAGGGGCGUAUGGAGGGGUGAUAGCCAAUCCUUUAAUGGAUAACGACUGGGCCGAUCAAGAGAAAACCAGGCAGUGGGUGGAGAAACACAGGGAGACGGGGUGGGGCCAGAGAGAGAGGGUGGAGAAGGCGGGGUCAGACUCUAUGUCAGUCAUCAGCCUGCAAACCAUCGCCUCCGACCUGGAGAAGUUCGAUUCCGUGGAGCACUUGGGUGACCUGAGUGACGUCGGAAGUAUAAUAGGUGAGGAGAAAGAGGUGGAGAGCGAGAGAGGGUUUAGGGUCGACGAUAGAAUUGUAGAGAGGGAGGUGGCGAACCUCUCGAAACAGGAUGCGGAGAAAGGUGCCUCAGGGACAGACAGACAGCAGAGAGAGAGAGAGCGUGAGAGCUUUGUGAAGCAGCACCACAGAAGUGUUAGUUUGUGAGGAAAUAGGAAAUUAGAGUUGCCUGUUACUCCACCCCGAUCUCGGAGGGCUAAAGCUUGCCUGCAGGCUUUCAGACGAGACUCUUAACUGACUACAAAUGAAUCUGACUGAAAACGCUCUGCGUUUGCUUAAAGGUGUAGUGUGUAGUUUUAAUGGAAUUACAAAAACAAACACAUUUCAACAAUGGUUAAAUAAACAGAUGAUCCCGACCACAAACUUAUGAUAUUGGUUGAGCCAAUGCCGCUGUGUCAAAAAGACAAAAAGUGUUUGCAUUAAGUUAGAAGAAUAUCAACAAAAAUUACACACUCCACUUUUAAUGGCACUAACUAUGGAAGCCUGUUGCCACCUGAGAGUAAUAAAAAUAAAAUGGUAAUUGUAGAUCAAAAUUAAUUUUGUCACAGUUAUGAGAAACAAAGUCACGAUGGGCCUCAUUCGUGAAAUGUUUGUCAAUAUAUGAGUAAAUUUGGAGUACCUAAAAUGGACCUUCCCAAAGACUACUCCUGAUUCACAAACGCGUGAAAUCUCAAAUUUGAUAAUUGAAUGAAUUUAGCAAAAUUGAAUUAUGGCUGUUUUCAAUCAUUUUUAUUUAUUAAUGAAAAUGUUCACAUUUAACUAAUUGAUUAACUAAUUAAUUGUGUUAUAUGAAAUACUCUGUUUUGGAGUUUUUAUAUAAUAUAAAUACAUUACUCUGAAAUCUGAAUGGCUUUACAAAUAAUUUAGAUAAAAAAAUCCUUUCAUGUUUCAUGAAUAAGGCCCAUUGCGACUUUUUGCUAUUUUAUUUCACAUAUUUGCAAGAAAUAAACCUGCAGUUGUCUUGUUUGAUAUAUUAAUAUGUAUAGUUGAAGUCAAAAGUUUACAUACACCUUGCAGAAUCUGCAAAAUGUUAAUUAUUUUACCAAAAUAAGAGGGAUCAUACAAAAUGCAUGUUAUUUUUUAAUGUAGUACUGACCUGAAUAAGAUAUUUCGCAUAAAAGAUGUUUACAUAUAGUCCACAAGAGAAAACAAUUGAAUUUAUUUUAAAAAAUGACUCAAAGGUUUACAUACACUUGAUUAUUAAUACUGUGUUGUUACCUGAAUGAUCCACAGCUGUUUUUUGUUUGUUUGUUUAGUGAUAGUUGUUCAUGAGUCCCUUGUUUGUCCUUCAGAAAAAAAUUCCGGGUCCCACAAAUUCUUUGGUUUUUCAGCAUUUUUGUGUAUUUGACCCUUCCCAACAAUGACCGUAUGAUUUUGAGAUUCAUCUUUUCACACUGAUGACAGCUGAGGGACUCAUAUGCAACUAUUACAGAAGGUUCAAACACUCACUGAUGCUCCAGAAGGAAACACAAUGCAUUAGGAGCCGGGGGUGAAAACUUUUGAACAGAAUGAAGAUGUGUACAUUUUUCUAAUUUUUCCUAAAUAUCAUAUAUAUAUAUAUAUAUAUAUAUAUAUAUAUAUAUAUAUAUUUUUUUCUUUUAGUACUGCCUUUCAGAAGCUGCAGAAGAUACUUACAUGUUUCCCCCCCCCAAAAAAAUAAGUUAAAUUUACUCUGAUCUUCAAAUUCAAAAAGUUUUCACCCCCAGCUCUUAAUUUAUUAAGAAUCAAGUGUAUGUAAACUUUUAAACGGGGUAAUUUCUAUAAAUUAAAUUAUUUUCUCUUGUGGACUAUAUGUAAACGUCUUUUAUGUGAAAUCUUAUUCAGGUCAGUAAAUAACUACAUAACAAAAAUAGCAUACAAAUUUUUUUUUUAUCACUUUUAUUUUGGUAAAAUUGUCACCAUUUUGGUGUAUGUAAACUUUUGGCUUUAACUGUACAUAUAUAUGUUUUGUUUUGUUUUUUUCCUGAAAAUGGUGAAAACUGGCUUCCAUAACUAACUGCCCUACCACAUGUUUCAAAUGAGUGGAAAGCUCCUCGAGUGGUGAUGACUAAGAUUCAGAAAUUAUAAUGAAUUCAUUUUGGACAAAAAAAAUAGAGUAAUUGAGAGGAAAGAGGGUAUUAACACACCUAUUAACACAACUACACUGAUUGACGUGGCAUUAUUGUAACACUGCACUAUAGGGGCGGGGGUUCAGAUGUUUUCAGCAAAUUAAUGAAUAACAAUAAGGAGGGGGGAGGUUGAGGCGGUAUUUUAGUCAGUCCGCAUGGAUUUGUAGUUCUCACGCUCCGAUCCUGUCUUUUCUUGGUUACUUUUUCACUCUCGGUCAGGGAACAGGGGAGAAAAGACAGAAAAAACACUUCACACAAUGCGAGAGAGAAGGGAAACAAGUGCGAAAUGGAUUGAAGAUCAAACUCACAUCUCUUUCUAAUACCUCAGAAAAGGGAAAUGCUCUUACAAUGGAGGUCUGUGGGUACAGUUUCACAAUUCUCAGAUAGGCUUCCAUUGAUAGAGUAUAACUUUAAGCACUCUUUUUUUUGUUGGUGAUGGAUAAUAUGACGCUGUUGAUCAAACUUAACCUGGAAUAUUUUUUUAUAAUAUUGCUGUUUUAGUUUCACAUCUCCAGGUCUCUCUCAGCAAGUGUAGAUAUCUGGAAUAUUUUGUUUUUAUUUUUUUUUAUUUGGCUGUCAGUUGGUAUUAUUUUGCGCAUGUUACGUUAAGUUCUAGGUCAUCAAUUUGUGGCAUUUAUGAUACAUUUUAGAUCUAGAGUACUGUUUUAUUGAUUUUUAUCUAUUUGAGAGAUUUAGGUCAGUCCGGGAACGUAAGAGGGUCUUGUCUUGGCAGAAAGACAAGAAACAGUACAUGUUUACAAAUUUACAAGUGUGUCAGUUCUGCUGGAUUUUUACAAGAGAAGUUGAGUGAAUAAAACAACAGUGGAGCGGCUGAAUGAUGUGUACUUGAUGACGUUAACUGUGUUUUGCAGAUAUACACUUUGAAAUCAUGUAAUGCGCUAGCUGUUUGAACAAACCGUGCUGUGGACAGUACAGUAUUGUUUGCAAGUUUACAUCCUACUCUCCUGAGUUUUUUCUUGUUUUUUGGAUUUUUUAAAAAUGUAGUUGUUGUAGUUCUUGUCCGCAAACCCUGUAAAUCCAUCCUUCCCCCCAACAUAACCUGUUCUGUACAGAUUCACCUCUCGUCAUAGUACAGUAAAUAGAUGAUGAUCUGUAGAGUUAAUCCAGUAUGCUGCUGUCUCUCUCCAUUCAUUAGGUCACAUGAACUCUGUGUAUAUACAAGCUGAUGUAUGAUGAAUACAAGUAAUCCGUGACUGAUACUGUAACUUAUUCUGUAAAUGUUAAUUUAUUGCACAAUUAGAGAUAUUAAAACUUGAAUUUAACAACUA
This is a messenger RNA of Labeo rohita (rohu), 4881 nucleotides long. RefSeq names its product SH3-binding domain protein 5-like, b (gene sh3bp5lb). Gene Ontology annotation, biological process: intracellular signal transduction; negative regulation of protein tyrosine kinase activity. The record is from RefSeq and is a predicted model, not a curated record. NCBI's taxonomy places the organism in Eukaryota, Metazoa, Chordata, Actinopteri, Cypriniformes, Cyprinidae. Gene Ontology annotation, molecular function: protein kinase inhibitor activity. The transcript has 6 exons. Bases 234 to 1631 code for a protein of 465 amino acids. Gene Ontology annotation, cellular component: cytoplasm.